Jatropha curcas is the source of this 2082-nucleotide messenger RNA. Its product is annotated as signal peptide peptidase-like 5. NCBI's taxonomy places the organism in Eukaryota, Viridiplantae, Streptophyta, Magnoliopsida, Malpighiales, Euphorbiaceae. The record is from RefSeq and is a predicted model, not a curated record. Gene Ontology annotation, molecular function: aspartic endopeptidase activity, intramembrane cleaving. Gene Ontology annotation, cellular component: lumenal side of endoplasmic reticulum membrane; Golgi-associated vesicle membrane; cytoplasmic side of endoplasmic reticulum membrane. Gene Ontology annotation, biological process: membrane protein proteolysis.
UAGAUAAUAAUUAAAAAAUAACAAUUUCUCUCUCUCUUACGGAGAAAGGAAGGUAAAAGGACAUGAGCGUUUCUAUUUCUUCCUAACACAUUAUUCUUUUUUGUGUUCUUUAAUUAUCCUUCUUCUCUUUCUCUCCGUUAAUUAAUAAGAGGAAGGGAGAGAUUGAGUUUUGAUUGAUGCUCUGACCAUGGCGUUGUUCUUCUCUUCACCAACGCGGAGUCUCCUCUUAUUCUUUUGUUUCUUCUUAUUUGUCAUUCGUCUCUCAUAUGCCGACGACGCCUCGCAUGAUGGCGAUUCCCCUAAGUCUCCUGGCUGCGCUCUUCCAUUCAAAUUGGUCAAGGUUGAGAACUGGGUUAAUGGAGUUAAAGGUGAAACUUUAAGUGGGAUGUCUGCAAGAUUUGGGGUUCUAUUGCCUUCUGAGGCUGAAAAAGGCCUCAGAUUGUCUGCCGUUUUCUCAAAUCCCUUAAACUGCUGUUCUAGUUCCUCUUCAAAGCUUACCAGCUCAAUAGCAAUGUCCAUACGUGGUGAUUGUUCCUUCACUGAAAAGGCAGAAGUUGCACAGUCAGGAGGUGCAAAAGCCUUGUUGGUGAUAAACAAUGAAGAUGAUCUUGCUGAGAUGACUUGUGAGGAGACUAGUUCUGCUCUAAACAUUUCAAUUCCUGCUGUGAUAAUUCCAAAGUCUGGAGGUGAUUAUCUGAACAAGUCAAUGGCGAAUGGACAGAAAGUGGAACUUAAAUUGUAUGCACCCACUCGUCCCAUAGUGGAUUAUUCAGUGAUAUGCUUAUGGAUGAUGGCUGUUGGAACAGUGAUCUGUGCCACACUUUGGGCAGAGUUUACUGCUCCUGAGGAGAGUGAUGAGCGCUAUAAUGAACUAUCGCCAAAGGAAAAUUCCAAUGCAGCAGGUGAUGCUGAGCAAGAGAUCAUAAAUAUUAAUGCGAGGAGUGCAGUUGUUUUUGUCCUAACAGCAUCAACUUUUCUGGUUCUACUCUACUUUUUUAUGUCAACUUGGUUUGUCUGGGUGCUCAUUAUACUCUUCUGCCUUGGCGGUGUUCAGGGCAUGCAUAAUUGUAUAGUGACUCUGCUUUCAAGUAGAUGCAGAAAGUGCAUGGAAAAGAAAAUGAAUUUACCUCUUUUGGGGGAAACUUCUAUUGUCUCAUUUGUUGUCGGCUGUUGUUGUCUGAUACUUGCUGUUUUCUGGAUUGUGUAUCGGCGAACAUCAUAUUCAUGGAUUGGGCAAGACUUUCUUGGUAUCUGCUUGAUGAUAACUGUCCUGCAGGUUGCUCGAUUGCCUAAUAUUAAGGUUGCUGCCGUACUACUCUGUUGUGCAUUUGUUUAUGACAUCUUUUGGGUCUUCCUCUCGCCAAUAAUAUUCCACCAGAGUGUUAUGAUUGUUGUUGCUCGAGGUGACAACAGCGGUGGGGAAUCUAUUCCUAUGCUUUUGAGAAUUCCUCGUUUUACUGAUCCUUGGGGUGGUUAUGACAUGAUUGGAUUUGGGGACAUUCUGUUUCCUGGUUUGCUUGUAUCGUUUUCUCGGAGAUAUGACAAUGCAACUAAGAAGACCUUGUCCACGGGGUAUUUUCUUUGGUUGAUAAGUGGCUAUGGAUUCGGUCUGUUCCUCACGUACCUAGGUUUAUAUAUAAUGAAUGGGCAUGGUCAACCUGCACUCCUCUAUCUUGUUCCUUGUACCCUAGGGAUUUGCGUCAUAUUGGGUAUGCUGAGAGGUGAGAUAAAAGACCUCUGGAGUUACGAUCCAGACGCUCCCUCUUCGAAAGAUUCCGGGGAAGCUUGAAUCUGUAAAGUGGCGAUAAUUUUGAAAAGUAGAUGCAGGGGAAAUCACAGGUAGCGAAGUUUUAUAUUGUGAUGUGGUUGGCUGAUGUUUCUCUUGUUCAUAAGAAAUGUUAAUUCAAUAUUAUGGUGCAAAGAAUACUUGGUGGUAAAAAGAAAAAAGGUCUGUAAGUCUAAGCAUUCAAUUCACCUUGACUCUUGUACCAAUGUAUAUCAUCCAAACUAUCUACGAUGACAUGUUCUAAUUUUUCAGAAUAUUUAAAAAAAAAAAAAAAAAUCUCUUCCCUUUUCUUUUUA